AUGCGCGCCACCGUCCUCUCUUUCGCUCUUUUCGCAACCUCGGCGCUGUGCCAGGAUGCCGCAAAUGCAUGGCAAGCACCAGGCGCGGAUGACCGUCGUUCGCCCUGCCCUCUCCUCAACAGUCUCGCAAACCACGGCUACCUGCCACGCAACGGCAAGGAUAUCUCCGUCGACGCCUUGAUCGAGGGCAUGCACACUGGUCUCAACCUCCGCGAGGAUGCGAAGCUCUUCUUCCGUCUCCAGGGCAACAAGGCGCUCGAGGCCUCUUCAACCGGCAACAAAAACACCUUCCACUUGAACGAUCUCAACAAGCACGACCUCAUCGAGCACGACGCCUCCCUCAGCCGCGCCGACAUCUACUUUGGUGACAACUGGUCGUUCAACCAAACCAUCUUUGACGAGACCAAGUCAUACUGGCCUUCCGAGACGAUUUCCAUCAGCGACGCCGCCAGGGCACUUGCGUCGAGGCAGAAGAGCGCGGAGAAGGUGAACCCCGAGUUCAAGUUGCCGCUUGACGGACACACCAACUCGCUGGGACAGACGGCCAUGUACCUCGGUCUGUUUGGCAACUAUGAUAAUGGAAACGCAAACAGGGCUUGGGUUGAGUACUUCUUUGAGAACGAGAGACUUCCGUUUGAACUUGGCUGGAAGAGGCGGGCCGACAAUGACAAGAUUCCGGCCACCGGUAUUCUGGGCUUGACCACUCAGGUUGCUGUACAUUAUCUCGCGGUAAAAAUUGGCUUGUAA
This is a messenger RNA of Colletotrichum truncatum, 747 nucleotides long. RefSeq lists its product as uncharacterized. The record is from RefSeq and is a predicted model, not a curated record. Gene Ontology annotation, molecular function: peroxidase activity. NCBI's taxonomy places the organism in Eukaryota, Fungi, Ascomycota, Sordariomycetes, Glomerellales, Glomerellaceae.